Molecule: messenger RNA, 2002 nt
Organism: Platichthys flesus (European flounder)
Lineage: Eukaryota; Metazoa; Chordata; Actinopteri; Pleuronectiformes; Pleuronectidae
Product: T-cell leukemia homeobox protein 3-like
Exons: 3
Coding region: 182-1030 (282 amino acids)
Biological process (GO): animal organ development; regulation of transcription by RNA polymerase II
Cellular component (GO): nucleus
Molecular function (GO): RNA polymerase II cis-regulatory region sequence-specific DNA binding; DNA-binding transcription factor activity, RNA polymerase II-specific
Source: RefSeq, a predicted model, not a curated record
UCCUCUGACAGAGGCCUGUGAGAGACAACGAGGACACGCUGGACUCUGGGAGAGCGGCUGGACAGCGAUGGAGACACUACUGGCGAUUACUUUUGCCACAGUUUGACGCAGCUGUGCACCGAAAACACCCCGUUCAGGUUUUUAUUUUGCAUCCCCUUUUAUUUGCAUCAGAGCUACGGAAAUGGAGCAAGCACCCAGCGCGCCGAGCCCUCCUUCCAAGCCGGCCCAUCACGAGCCCAUCAGCUUCGGCAUCGACCAGAUCCUGGGAGCCGGCACGGAGCCGGAGAGCGGGCGCACGGCUGGGAGACAGAGUGGAUCCGAUUUAAGCAGCGGGGACGGUUAUUACAGUUUAGGAAGCCCGACCGGGGCCAGCGCGCCCUCUUACACCGCGCUGUCUAUCUCCCUUUCCGGUAUAAUGCCUCCAGUGGAGGCUCCGGGUUCGUACGGGGAGAGCAGGAGUCUGGGAAGCCGGGGAGUGAUCCGAGUCCCGGCGCACAGACCCAUGACAGCCCCGGGACCCCCGGCCCCUGUCCAGGGCGCCAUGCCUGGGUUUGGAGGGCUGUGCUUCCCCUGGAUAGGGAACAGGUUCGCUAAGGACAGGAUAUCAGCAGCGCUUGUGCCGUUCGCGGUGACGCGGCGGAUAGGACACCCGUACCAGAACCGGACGCCUCCCAAGCGGAAAAAGCCCCGCACGUCCUUCUCCCGGGUCCAGAUCUGCGAGCUGGAGAAGCGCUUCCACCGGCAGAAGUAUCUGGCCAGCGCCGAGCGCGCGGCCCUGGCCAAGAGUCUGAAGAUGACGGACGCACAGGUCAAAACCUGGUUUCAGAACCGCAGGACCAAGUGGAGGAGACAGACAGCCGAGGAGAGGGAGGCGGAGCGUCAGCAGGCCAAUCGGCUCAUCCUGCAGCUGCAGCAGUCCGCCCUCCAGAAGUCUCUCGGCGAAUCAGCGGUGUCGGAUCCACUGUGCGCGCACAACUCCUCCCUGUACGCGCUGCAGAACCUGCAGCCCUGGGCCGAGGAGCGGGAGUAGAGACCCAACUCUCUGCACUGCGAUCAAUAAGCAUCUUAUCUGUGAUCCCUGGGAGGAUUCAUGCAUUCAAUUAGACCUACAUGAGGACAGUGGGACAUGUUCUGAUCCAUGCAAUGGAUAGGAACAAAUAAAUAAAUGUUGGAACAGGAAAAAAAAAAAAAACUGAAGUGGAACUGGACCUGAAGUGAUGGUGAGUGAUGCCUGUUUGUAAACAGAAAAUGAACUCUCUCGGACUAAAUCUUGCAGCUGUGUACCUGGACACUUUUCAAAUUUAAAGAGGAGCUGAAACAGAACCUGUCAUUCCAAUUAAAAUGUGAUUGUUCUCUUAUGCUCGUGCUUAUUCUGUUCAAGAGUGAAGAAGGAAAUUUUAACCCAUUGACAUGGAGGAGUUAAUGAAUUUCCCAGUGACACACGACAAUGUUUAAUAAUUUUGUGAAGGUGUUUUCUCUCAACACAAAUAUCUCCUUAUUCUGAGACAGGCAUUUGUAAAGGGUAAGUUUAGUUAGUAGGGGGCGAAGCUACUUCAGAGUAAACAUGUCAGUGAAUUUUAAGUCAACCUCUUACUCUGUUUCAGACAAAUACAAAUGUGACUUCACAAAAAUUCAGAUUAAAGCUACUUUAAAUUUUCCUGGUGCUUUAUAUCUAAUAAAAAAAAAAUGCACCCUCACAAUCACUUGCAGGUGUAGUGCACCAUCAUUAUGCUGAAAUGUCAUAUUAUGGGAAUAGAUGUCAGGUGUAGUUGGGAGAGAAGUAGAGAGAGAAUAUGAAAGAGGCUGUAAGCCGGGUAAUAAAGGGAGAGAUGCAUGUUCAGUGAUGCUGGUUUUUUUCAUGUGCACAAUAUCCAGCUUUAUUUGUGGGAUGAGGGCGCAGAUGUGCAACCCUUUUUUUUGUACUUUAAUUGUAUAUGUGUACAUAACAAACUGUUAUUGUGAUCCAUGCUCCAUGUGAUGCACCAUAGAUGUGGUUUUGAGG